ACCCGCCUUAGUCCCGAGAGUUGCAGCCCGCUACCAUGUCCGCGCAUAGUUCCGCGGACGGAUACCUCACCAGUGCCUCUAUUCCGGUGAUCGGUGCCGAGGCGGGCGAGGCGGUCGCCUCGCUGAAACGGCGAGCCUCACCAUCGUUCGAAGAGGCGAGCACGAGCUACAAGAAGCUCCGCGAGCACUCAGUCGACCGAGACGAGAGCGUUCGGCCGUAUGGAGCCCCGGUCGACGAUCCAAGGAUGCCCCGUGACGAUCAGGUCGCGGAGUCACCCAAGGUGGACGGCCGAGCGCUCGCAGACGACAUGGAGAGCGAGUUGGAGUGCGGCAUAUGCUCCGCAUUGGCGUACAAGCCCGUCGUCGUGAAUCCUUGUCAACAUUUCUUCUGCGGAAGCUGCUGCCACCUUUGGAUAAAGAACGGCGGCACAAAUUGCCCUGCAUGUAGGGGAGUAUCUACGACUGCCGUGCCCUCUCGGGCGCUACAGACUAUGAUCGAUGUUUUGCUUCGCAACUGCCCCUCGAAGCGCCGAUCUGAACGCGAACGCGAGCAAGCCGACGAAGUGUACAAAGCCGGCACGACUUUACGGAUACCGAUGCCGGCGCCCAGUUCGCCUCCUCCGCAGAUUCCUACCAACGACUCGCUGGCGCGUCCGUGUCCGCACUGUCAUCCUGAUAACCCGUAUGGGUACCGAUGCCUGCAACCCAUACCCGAUCCAGACGCUCACCCCAACCAGGCCUGGAACCUAGACAACGGGCCUCCCCCUGGGCACGCAUUCUGUGGCAACUGUGAGGACCUGCUCGCUCUUCGAGCCCCUGCAACGACGAACUGCGAUUUUUGCGAGGUUUCAUUCUGCGGCAUUGGUGUACAAGGCCGGUGCAUCGCCGCCCGCAUCGAGAAUGCUCAGCCGCAGGGCUUCGCGGAUGUCAGUGACCUUAUCCAGAGCAUUGAACUCUACGAGUGCUUUGACUCCAACUCCGUCGAAGUGGAGAUCCUCCUGGAUUACCUAGUAACAAAGAGGCUGCGACCACAGGCGAUAUAUCGUGAUAUCGUACUGUACAUACAGUCACAGCCGCGUGGCUUUUCGUCACUGAUCGAGCUGGGUCUGUUCAGCGAGAACGGACAUGGAGAGGCAACUGGCGUUAACAACGACCCAUCCCAUCCGCGCACCCGGAUCUGCCGCGUCUGCGCUGCUGAGGUGUUGAUGUGGGGUAUCAGGGACUGGUGGAUCAGGGAACGCCGCAAAGGACACGUCGACCCUGGCGUGCUGAGCCGCAGGGACUGCCCGGAAGGUAGCGCCUGCGAACGGCAGAAGGACACCGUUCACGCCAAAGAGUAUAACCAUAUAUUCGCCCACCCUAUUGCCGACCCUGAACAGCAACUCCCGGUAAUCCCGGCCCACCCGCCUCACAUGGACGAUCUCCGAGACUUCACUUUGCCACCUGCCGUCGCCGCAGCGAGCUCUGGCGGCGCCGCCAUAUUUGCGAACUUGUCAAGGGACUGGCACGGGAGGGCUCCAAGGGGGUCUUCUCCUCCUUUCCCCGAUGGUGUAGGUUUGCCCUCACAAUGGUAGCUUUCUCAACGCAAUCCGGCGCCACUCUCCGUCAUUUUCUAGGAAGGAUCACUUGUUUACCCCUUCACUGCCCCCUUUUUUCUGCUCUGCGCUAUACCUUCCGUAUUCCGGAACACUUCACCACACGAUUCCCC
Messenger RNA from Punctularia strigosozonata HHB-11173 SS5, 1708 nucleotides. RefSeq lists its product as uncharacterized. The transcript is spliced from 8 exons. Gene Ontology annotation, molecular function: ubiquitin-protein transferase activity. The coding region runs from base 36 to 1574 and encodes 512 amino acids. The record is from RefSeq and is a predicted model, not a curated record. Gene Ontology annotation, biological process: protein ubiquitination; ubiquitin-dependent protein catabolic process; mitotic cell cycle checkpoint signaling. Gene Ontology annotation, cellular component: nucleus. Lineage: Eukaryota; Fungi; Basidiomycota; Agaricomycetes; Corticiales; Punctulariaceae.